GUGGGCUCCCGCGGUUCGGCCUUCCUCCCUCUGUGACUCCAAUUCCCGGCAGUCAGUGGGCUCCAAGGUCCGCCCUUUUUCUGGAGGAGGAGCUCAGAGCGUACGGGAGGGGGCGGACCCUUGCCCCUCCGGCGCUUGGGCCAGAGUGGUGCGGGCGGCGCGUGGCGGCGAUCCCCACGUGGUGGCUUUCUCACGCUAGCCCUCUUUGGUCCUCCUUGACGUCCCGGGCCUCUGGGCCCGCUUUCUGCCGAGAUGCCGAAGGUCAAGUCGGGGGCCAUCGGCCGCCGCCGCGGGCGGCAGGAGCAGCGCCGGGAGCUGAAGAGCGCUGGAGGACUCAUGUUCAACACGGGGAUUGGGCAGCACAUUUUGAAAAAUCCUCUCAUUAUUAACAGCAUUAUCGAUAAGGCUGCCUUAAGACCAACUGAUGUAGUGCUGGAAGUUGGACCUGGAACUGGCAACAUGACUGUAAAGUUGUUAGAAAAGGCAAAAAAGGUUGUUGCUUGUGAACUUGACCCAAGGCUAGUAGCUGAACUUCACAAAAGAGUUCAGGGCACGCCUGUGGCCAGCAAACUUCAAGUACUGGUGGGUGAUGUGUUGAAAACAGAUUUGCCAUUCUUUGAUACUUGUGUGGCAAAUUUGCCUUAUCAGAUCUCUUCGCCUUUUGUCUUCAAGCUGUUGCUACAUCGACCUUUUUUCAGGUGUGCUAUACUUAUGUUUCAAAGAGAAUUUGCCCUCCGACUGGUUGCAAAACCUGGAGAUAAGUUAUACUGCAGACUCUCAAUUAAUACACAGCUGUUGGCACGUGUGGACCAUCUAAUGAAAGUGGGAAAGAAUAACUUCAGACCACCGCCCAAGGUGGAAUCCAGUGUUGUAAGGAUAGAACCCAAGAAUCCACCACCACCCAUCAAUUUUCAGGAAUGGGAUGGUCUAGUAAGGAUAACCUUUGUUAGGAAAAACAAGACACUCUCUGCUGCAUUUAAAUCAAGUGCAGUGCAACAACUCUUGGAAAAAAACUACAGAAUUCACUGUUCAGUCCAUAAUAUUAUAAUACCAGAAGAUUUCAGCAUAGCAGAUAAAAUACAGCAAAUCCUAACCAGCACAGGUUUUAGUGACAAACGGGCCCGUUCCAUGGACAUAGAUGACUUCAUCAGAUUGCUACAUGGAUUCAACGCAGAAGGUAUUCAUUUUUCCUAGGUAUUUGGAAAACAGAAAUUUUCAAGGUCAAGAAAAGAAAUGAAUUUUGUAUUUUUUGUAUUUGAGAAGAUAAUGCUUUUGCUUUACUGAGACAUUAUUUACUUGACUAUUUUUGGUUCAAUACUACUACUGUUGUCACCAUUUAUGAUUCUGAAUUUUAAAGUUGGAAAGUUCUAAGUAUCAAAGUUUUUAAUAUAUAAUGCUGGUCUAAUCUAUUCAUAAUAAUCUUCAAGUUCAGGAGCCGCAGAGACGCACAACUUUACACUUAUCAUUUCUAACAGUUUAUUGUAUAAAGAUGUUACUCUUCUAUUUACUGUUAUAUACUGUAAGGCCUUCUUUAGGCCUUUAGCUCUGUUCCUCCAGUAAUAAAAAAGUUAAAAUAUG
This is a messenger RNA of Pan troglodytes (chimpanzee), 1578 nucleotides long. It is a transcript of the gene DIMT1, whose product is annotated as DIM1 rRNA methyltransferase and ribosome maturation factor. The coding region runs from base 253 to 1194 and encodes 313 amino acids. NCBI's taxonomy places the organism in Eukaryota, Metazoa, Chordata, Mammalia, Primates, Hominidae. Gene Ontology annotation, molecular function: rRNA (adenine-N6,N6-)-dimethyltransferase activity. Gene Ontology annotation, cellular component: nucleolus. Gene Ontology annotation, biological process: rRNA methylation. The transcript has 12 exons. The record is from RefSeq and is a predicted model, not a curated record.